AUGUCAAAUAGAAGCAAGUAGAAUGCAUCAAAAAAAGAUCAGGUAAUUCAAAGUAUUUAAAUAAGAUAGGGGAGCAUUACCAUUAGAUCAUUUUCAUAAGUGUGAUAACGAAGCAAGAUAAUAAAAUUAAUAUAUCCAAAUACAUGAGAAUAUGCCAAAAAGAUGUAGAAAAUAUCAGGUAGAUUAUUUGCAAUGUUGAAUGAAUAAUUGUCGUCUGGAAAAAGAAGACGCGAGUAGACUUGGUUUAGGACCAAAAAUAUAGAAUUAUUCUAAUUUCCAAUGCAUAUUAGGAAUCAGAAGAAUAAGAAAAAUAAUUUUUAUUUGAUAAAUUAAUGGAAUCAAAAC
This is a messenger RNA of Paramecium primaurelia, 345 nucleotides long. Lineage: Eukaryota; Ciliophora; Oligohymenophorea; Peniculida; Parameciidae. The record is from the annotation of a GenBank genome assembly.